AAUUUCGGAUCCAAAUAAAUAAUGCGUUUUAAAAUGUUGCAAAAACGCUUUCAAAUAUUGUAUAUUAGUUUGUUGAAAUUUUCUGUUGACGAUAUUGCGAAAUAUUAAUUGUACAAAAUGUAUUGCAAAAUUAAGUUUUAGUAUUGACAUCUCUUAUUGAGGAGUAUUGUUGAACGAAAAUAUAUGGGACGGUUAUUUAAAAAAAUAUGUCCAACAAAUGUGUUUAAUAAACUUAGCUAACUGAAAAAUUCUAUAUAAAUAAUAGUAAAUGAGAUUAAUCGAAGUUAUAAGUAAUUAUAGUUUACUUUUAAUUGAAAUUGUAAUGUAAAAAUGUUAUAACCUAUAUGGAUUUCGGUGAUUUACUGUUUAAAGUUAAAUAAUCGUAUGCUCAUGGCAUAGCGCAUAAUGUAUAUAAUAAAUACCAAUUGUAAUAUUUAAGUAGAACAACUUGAAAAUACAGUUCGUAGUGUCAUUAUGACGCGUAAAUGCGUAUUGUGUAAGGAAACCAAUUACAGGAAUACUUAUAGCUUUUUCUCAGCACCUAAGGACCCAGAAUUACGUAAAAAGUGGCAAAGUGCUAUUGGUAUUGAAAAUUAUUCUGUCACUGAUGAUACCUACGUUUGUAGUAAACAUUUUCAUAAAGAUGAUAUCAUUACCCACUGGGUUAGUGGAGUGCCACCACAUGUAAUAACAAUUAAAUAUAAGAAAUGUAGAUUACGACCAGGGGCUAUUCCUGGAAGAAAUUAUCAUCUUGAAGGAAAUACCCAGUCUCAAGAACAUUCUGAUGAUUCUGAUGUAAAUAUAAAUUGUUAUUCACCAUUUAAAUCAAGAAGAACACCUGGUUUGUUGAAAAAGGAACAAAAUUUCCUAAUACCUAGAACUGAAGGAAAAUUACAAAUAAGUUAUGCCGAAGAUCCUAAAAUUUCAUCAUUGUAUCAGCUUCCGCAUAGAUUUGUAGACUAUAGUUACAUUUCCAAAAGGAAUUUGCAAAAUGAUAUAGAAUUCUCUGAGGAUGGUUCAAGUCUUAAUAACAUAUCGUACAAUAAUCCCAGAAAUAAAGAAUCCCCUAAACAAAAUUCAAAUCAAACGAAACAAAAUACAAUAGUAUGUGUAAAAGAAGAGGUUUUAUCCGAUAACCAAGAUUUAAUAGAAAAUAUAAAAGUGGAAGAUGAAACAGAAGAACAGAAUGAAAUAUGUCAAGAAGAUUCUUAUUCUGAUGUAUCUAACAGAGUACUGGAUUCUUCUUUUAAAGAUUUUAAUACCUCCAACGAAGAUAAUGCAUCGAUGUUGAAUCAUAAAAUAAGAGGAGAUACCGUUUCCAAGGAGAAAUCGACAGAUAAUAAUUUUAAUGCCACUGAAAAUAUAUACAUAGAAAAUCAAAUAGUGAAUAAUUCAAACUAUGAUCAACUAGACACCCACUAUUCUGUAUACAGUGAUACAGAUAAAAAUGAAAUGUUAUUUGAAGAUUUACUUGAAGUAUGUACAGAAGUAUUAUUACCACGCGGUUGGUCUUGCUUGGUAACUUCAAAAGGUCAUACAACAACAAUAGUAUACCUAUACAUGGGUAUGACAAAAAGUGGAAUGCCUUUCGCAGAGAAACAAGUGUUUAUAAAGAGUGAUAUGAUGUUGCAUUGCGCUGUUGUAAAUAAAGAAAUAAACCCAUUAAUUCACAACCUCAUAAGAGAGGGGAAACAUUUAAAAGUACAAAACUUAGUAGAUAUAGAAGAACUAAUUGAUGAAUUCGAUCAAAGGAUCGUCUGUCAAGGUAUACAUGAUACUGAAAGGUUUCAAGAAAUUAAUUACAUCAAAUAUGCAUAUAAAGAUGGUGUAAAGUGGAGACACGUUUUAUGUCCAUUACUAGUGAAUAACGAUUUGUCCAGAUGUACAAGGUGCAUUUCUCUAUCUCACAGAUUACAACAUAAAACAAAAAGUUUCUUUUCUUUUCCAUACAAACGUUCCAUAUUUACCAGAAAACACUCGAAAGUACACUCUAUCCGCCAAAAAUGUAAACGCGUAAGGAGACAAGAUCGCAAAUAUGAGUUUGUAAAUAUAUUUAAACAAUAAUUUCAAAUAAAACCAAGAAACAAAAUUUUUACUACAUG
Molecule: messenger RNA, 2102 nt
Organism: Osmia bicornis bicornis
Lineage: Eukaryota; Metazoa; Arthropoda; Insecta; Hymenoptera; Megachilidae
Exons: 3
Coding region: 475-2064 (529 amino acids)
Molecular function (GO): sequence-specific DNA binding
Source: RefSeq, a predicted model, not a curated record